Molecule: messenger RNA, 2289 nt
Organism: Lineus longissimus
Lineage: Eukaryota; Metazoa; Nemertea; Pilidiophora; Heteronemertea; Lineidae
Product: glycerophosphocholine cholinephosphodiesterase ENPP6-like
Exons: 8
Coding region: 200-1570 (456 amino acids)
Source: RefSeq, a predicted model, not a curated record
UUUGCAGACUAGUAUAUACAAGUAUGUACAUUGAAAUAUCGGACGUACUCGUGGAAUAUGUGAAAUGAUGUUAUUGGUCUAUGGUAUUCCUAUGGUGGUGCAGUAAUGAUUACCCUGAGACCUAGUGAAAGCUGGGUGCCGGGAGUAUAUGACUGUCUUUCAGUAACGUCAGCGUGAUAUAAUUAUCCUUACCACAAGUAUGCACACCCCCAACUGGUUAAACAUAACGUACGCCAUCCUUGCCUCCAUGAUCACAGCGACCUCUUACGGCGACGAACUGAAGGAUGACAGGAAGUUGAUCAUGGUGCUAUUUGAUGCGUUCCGGUGGGAUUACCCAUAUCUGAUUUCAGGCUUGAAUGGGUUUCAAAGACUCGCGACAGAGGGCGUUAGGGCGGAGAACCUGAUGCCAGAGUUCCCAACAAUGUCUUGGCCUAAUCACUACAGUCUAACAACGGGAUUGCACAUCGGCGACCAUGGUAUGAUGGAGAACAGAAUGUAUGAGCCAGAGUCCAAGAAGGUCUUCGACUGGGGUAGUCCAAGUUACAGUGACCCAUUCUGGUGGAAUGGGGGAGAGCCGAUCUGGGUGACUGCCACACGCCAGAAGAAACGCUGCCGAAUGUAUUAUUGGUUAGGGUGCGAGGUCCCGAUACGAAAUUACACUCCAGAAUAUUAUAUAAAAUACACGGACGACCCAGGACCAUCUGCAUAUGAAAUUAAACGCAGCAUGAAGGAAACCUUUGAACACAUGAUGGAAAAUAAGACGGAUUUCGCAGGUUUUUACUUUGCUCGAACAGACUACUUUGCCCACCAUCAAGGCUUAUUCACGCGAGAUUUCAACGAGACAAUGCGGGAAGCAGACGGUAUCAUCACGUAUCUCCUAGACAACCUUGCAAACAGCAACUUAGCAGAAACAACAGACGUCAUCAUUUUCAGUGACCAUGGGAUGACAACUAAAGAUCCACGAAAGACAAUCUGGUUGGGGAAUCUUUUCAAUGAAACUUCAUGGGGCGACUCCGUAGAAUGGAGCAGUAUACGAUACUCAGAUGUCUGCAUAUGGCCGAGGAAAGGCAAGACUAAAUGGAUUCACCAUCAACUCAAAGACAAGCAUCCCCACCUCCACGUCUACCUUAAGGAAGAGAUCCCACAGGAUCAGUUCUGGCACUUCAAACACUCAAGAUUCACCCCACCGAUAUUCUUGCUGGCAGAUAUACACUGGUCCAUACUAGGAAUACAUCAUGAGUACAGACCUGGUGGCACCCAUGGAUAUGACAACCGAGAAAUUGAUAUGAGAGGCAUCUUCUAUGCGACAGGACCAGACUUCAAAGGCAACUACACAGCCAAGCCGUUUGCCAAUGUGAACAUCUACCAGAUCAUGUGUCAGAUCCUUGGAAUAGAUCCUUCGCCUCACAACGGGACCUGGGAGGCUGUGGAAGACAUGAUGGUCACCGCAUAUAAUGAUACUAAGAGGAAUGGAACUGAUAUGAUGACUGAGGAUAAACGUUACCUCGAGAGUCGAGGAGGCCCAGUCUUUUUGCUAGCUUUGGUGUUGUUGUUGUUUAUUUUGCUUUGAUAUCUGACGGGGCCAGGGACAAAACGACAAUGUAAGCUACGUGUGCGGACAAAGGUAAAAAGAUUCGUCCCCAUCGUAGGGGACGAAUACUAUGCUUCUAAAGUCAAUCUGUAUUGUGGUCGAGGAACGCACUCUCUGCAGGGUUGGCUAAGUUUAGCAUGGCGCAAGGAGCAUUUUAUGUUCCAGGUAAUGACCCUGCUCACUUCGUGCUGGAAGGUGUCGAGAACCAAACUCGCUCAACUGCAGGUACUAGACAGUCGAUGGCCAUGAUGGCGAUGGCUCAGGUACUAGAUAGUCGAUGGCCAUGAUGGCAAUGGGUUGUCUAGACUUGUGUUUUUUUCUCCAGUGACGUGCAUGUAUUUGGGAUAACACAGAGCUGUGGCAUGGACAAGACUAUGAACCUGACGAGGUUUAGCACUGCUGGCGAACAAUAAAGUAUAUAUUUAUUUUUUGUUUCUUCGAACAAUGCAACGAAUCAAUACAAACAUGCCUGUGAAUGAUAAACCAUACGCUCAAUCAGUGCCGGAGGGCAAUUGAGAUAAAUGCAACCCCUCCAUUCAGUACCUGUUCAAUAAUGAUAAAAGAAUGAUAUAAGCUGUGAACAGAACAAUGAUUUCAUUCAUGUUAAUCCGUGAAUCUUUCAACUCCAGUCAUACAAUGCACGAUGAGCAUGGUCGUAAAGCAAUCCUGUAAUAUCAAACACGGCCUAGCAUGGUAGA